AUGCUCAGUGCUGCUCAGAUGGCAAAUGUGCAUGAUUUCAUAAUGGAAACCGAGCAGCAGUAUGACACGAACUGUGGCGAAAAAGGUGUUCAGCUGUCAGGCGGACAAAAGCAACGUAUAGCAAUUGCACGAGCCCUGGUACGUCGUCCGGCGAUACUCAUUUUAGACGAAGCGACUUCGGCAUUGGACGCCGCAAGCGAACACGUGGUGCAGGAAGCCAUAGCACGAUGCGCAAAAGAUAAAACGGUAAUUGUGAUAGCCCAUCGACUGAGCACUGUGGAAAAAGCCGAUCGAAUAAUUGUCAUCGACCAGGGUCGCGUUGUGCAGCAAGGACGCCACGAUGAACUGCUGGCUCAAGAAGGUCUUUAUCGGGCACUAGUGCAAAGGCAGCUUCUUGGCCAUAACUCAACUGCGGCAAACGAGUCUACACUGUGA
Molecule: messenger RNA, 435 nt
Organism: Gongylonema pulchrum
Lineage: Eukaryota; Metazoa; Nematoda; Chromadorea; Rhabditida; Gongylonematidae
Source: the annotation of a GenBank genome assembly